Messenger RNA from Candoia aspera, 490 nucleotides. RefSeq names its product macrophage migration inhibitory factor (gene MIF). The transcript is spliced from 3 exons. The record is from RefSeq and is a predicted model, not a curated record. Lineage: Eukaryota; Metazoa; Chordata; Lepidosauria; Squamata; Candoiidae. The coding region runs from base 80 to 427 and encodes 115 amino acids. Gene Ontology annotation, molecular function: cytokine activity; phenylpyruvate tautomerase activity.
GGGGGCGUGGCCGGCGGCCGCAGCAGCAGCCCCGACCGCAGCAUCCCCGCCCGCUCCUCCUGCUGCUGCUGCUGCUGCGAUGCCGGCCCUCGUGGUGAGCACCAACGUGCCCCGGGACGCGCUGCCCGAGGGGCUGCUGCGCGAGCUCACCGAGGAGCUGGCCAAGGCCACCGGCAAGCCGGCGCAGUACGUCGCCGUGCACGUGUUGCCGGACCAGGUGAUGUCCUUCGGGGGCUCCUGCGCGCCCUGCGCGCUCUGCAGCCUGCGCAGCAUCGGAAAGAUCAGUGCGCCGCAGAACAAGGCCUACACCGCGCGGCUCAGCGGGCUCCUGGCCGAGCGCCUGCGCAUUCCGGCCGACAGGGUCUACUUCUUCUUCUACGACAUGGCCCCGGCCAACGUGGGAUGGAACGGCUCCACCUUCGCGUAGCGGCGCCGCUGCUGCCGCGGGCGGUGGCCGGGGGGGCGGGGCAAUAAAAGCUUCCGAGCGGUC